UGGCCCUUGUUCAUCUCUUACUUUGAAUCCAUUUUGUUACUCUUACUCAUAUUAUCGUGCCCUCCCUCCCUCUCUCUCUCUCUGUCACUCCCCCUCCCUUUUGCUCUCCGACCCUUCAACGCGAACUCCAGAAGGCACCCCGCAAGCAUCGGUGGCGCCUCUCCCGCGCGCGCCCCAUGAGAAGCCUCCUCAGGGCUUCGCUCCCCCUCGCCGCGAGGCUCCUCCUUUCGCGGAGCCCGUUCGGGAACGGCGCGCCGCCGCGGGCCAUAGGACCGGCGGAACUCGCCGCCGUCUCGUUUCGCCGUCCCUUCGCCAGGUGGGUCUUCACCCACGAGCCCCUUCCUCCCCCCGAAUGGGUCGAGCCCUUCAGCGACGUCUCCGACAUAGCCUCCUCCGCCCCGCAGGACCUCACCCCGUCCCCGUGGGUGGGUCACAUUCUCGAUCUCCUAGACGGGUCCGCGGACAUGGAACCGAAGCUGGACGACUUCUGUCGGAAGUUCUUGAUCAAGCUGUCCCCGAACUUCGUGUCCUUCGUGCUGCGGUCCGGUCAGGUUAAGGGUAGGCCGGACGUCGCCGUUAGGUUCUUCAGGUGGGCUGCUCGGCAGGGGAGGUACGAGCACAGGAUUGAGUGUUACGUGUCUUUGAUCGAGCUUCUCUCGAUAUCUGGGGAUUUGGAUGGAGUGGCGAGUGCCUUUGCGGGGUUGAGGAGCUCGGGGUUCUUGAUGACGGUGUCGGCGGCGAAUUCUCUGAUCAAGAGCUUCGGCAGUGUUGGAAUGGUGGAGGAGUUGUUGUGGGUGUGGAGGAAGAUGAAGGAGAAUGGUAUCGAGCCGAGUUUGUAUACCUACAACUUUUUGUUGAAUGGUUUGGUGGAUUCGAAGUUUGUCGAGUUGGCGGAGCGGGUCUUUGAGGUGAUGGAGAAUGGGAGGAUUGGACCUGAUACCGUGAGCUAUAAUAUAUUGGUGAAAGGAUUUUGCAAGGUGGGUAAGACCCAGAAAGGGAUGGAGAAACUAAGGGAUAUGGAAACGAAGAGCGUGGAGCCGGAUAAGAUCACAUAUUUGACUUUGAUUCAGGCGUGUUAUGGUGAAGGGGAUUUCAAUUCUUGUUUGAGACUUUACCGUGAGAUGGAGGAGAAAGGUUUAGAAAUCCCUCCUCAUGCGUACAGUUUGGUCAUAAGUGGGCUUUCCAAGGAGGGAAAAUGUAUGGAAGCUUAUGCAGUUUAUGCGAGCAUGACUAGAAAUGGAUAUAGAGCGAAUGUUGCAAUCUACACAGCUUUAAUUGAUUCAUAUGCAAAAUGCGGGAGCAUAGAAGAGGCAAUGAGGCUCUUUGAUAGAAUGAAGGAUGAUGGGUUUCACCCGGAUGAGGUCACGUACGGGGCUAUCAUUAACGGGCUGUCCAAAAAUGGGAGGUUGGAGGAGGCACUUGCACACUUUGAGCACUGUCAGAAUAGUGGGGUGACAGUUAAUGCAAUGAUAUAUUCUAGUAUUAUUGAUGGUCUAGGGAAGGCAGGGAGAGUGGAUGAAGCUGAGAAAUUUUUUGAGGAAAUGGCCGAUAAGGGAUAUUCACGGGAUUCAUAUUGCUAUAAUGCCCUGAUGGAUGCAUUUACGAAGUGUGGUAAAAUAAAUGAAGCACUGGCGCUCUUCAGGAAAAUGGAAGAUGAAGGUUGUGAUCAAACAGUUUACACAUUCACGAUACUCAUUGCUGGCCUUUUUGCGGAGCACCAAAAUGAGGAGGCUUUGAAAUUGUGGGACGUGAUGAUUGACAAAGGGAUCACUCCAAAUGCAGCAUCUAUCAGGGCUCUAUCUACUGGACUUUGUCUCUCAGGCAAAGUGGCUAGAGCUUGUAAAAUCUUGGAUGAAUUAGCACCAAUGGGUAUCAUUCCUGAUUCAGCUGUCGAAGAUAUGAUCAAUGUGUUGUGCAAAGCUGGCCGUAUUAAGGAAGCUUGCAGAUUGGCGGAUGGAAUUGUCGUUAGGGGUCGUGAAAUACCGGGAAAAAUACGGACUGUUCUUAUUAAUGCCUUGAGAAAGGCAGGGAACACAGAUUUGGCCUUGAAGUUGAUGCACAGCAAGAUCGGUAUUGGCUAUGACCGAGUCGGCAGCUUUAAAAGAAGAGUUAAAUUCCUGACUCUUGUUGAUAGUUGAGUCUUUGGGAAUUCUCUUGUUGCACUGUAUUUAUUGUCAGUUCUACCGUUUGUCUAUGCAAUAAACUGGGUAAGAUUGUGGAAGAGCUGGAAAAUCCUGGGUUCUCACUCUUAUAGUCUACCUGGGCGUGGUUGAUGAAGUUGUGAUUUCAGAGUCUGUCAGAAGCCCGAUUCUAUUGAUUCUGUACUGGUAAUAGGAGUAGAAAAACUUGAUUGACUACCUUAAGCUCCUUGGUGCCUAUGAUUCUGCAAAGAUGUUUCGAGUGCAUCAAAAGUUCCAAUUCCAGUGGUUGGUGCUUCGAAAUCCGCAGGUCACUUGAUGGAGACUAUUGAGUCUGAGAAUCUGUUGCAUAGAGGCUUUGGCUUUCUCACCUUUAUUGCUGAUAAGGCGGUCGUCGUUGGCAUAUCUAACUUUUUGAGGCUUAUCUAUUUUCUGGAUCAGCAACGCCCUGCCACAAAGGCAAUGUUCUCCCUUCUGCGGACAAACACCUGCCGCAGCCACCCAUUGUACUGGGAGUCCGAGCUUAUUGGUGAGAAUGCCCUUGGGGCGAGGAAUGCUGCACAAAGGAAGCUCUUGGACGAACUGGGCAUUCCUGCUGAAAAUGUGCCUGUUGAUGAAUUCAUUCCUCUGGGUUGAAUGCUGUAUAAGGCACCUUCUGAUGGGAAGUGGGGAGAGCACGAACGUAAUAACUUUUUACCUUGUGACUCAAGCUCUCCUUUUUCUUUGGGAAUUUUAGGUAGAUUCCUAGUGCUGGUUUAGAGUAUCUUGACUUUAUUAGAUAAUUUGACAUCAACUGUAAUUCUUAUGGCGUUUUUAAAUUGUACGUCUUGGAAAUCCAGCAUUCUUAUGGUACUAUUAAUAUGCUGCUUAAGCUCCGUUGAUGCACUCCAACUUGGGAGAAAUGUGGGUGGAAAAUCCUGCAAGAACGACUUUGAUAUUUGGUUCUUGGUGUCAUCGGAGACAUCCCAAUAAAGUCGACAUUUUAGUUCUUGCUA
Syzygium oleosum is the source of this 3133-nucleotide messenger RNA. RefSeq names its product pentatricopeptide repeat-containing protein At1g03560, mitochondrial-like. The record is from RefSeq and is a predicted model, not a curated record. The transcript is spliced from 4 exons. The coding region runs from base 177 to 2138 and encodes 653 amino acids. Lineage: Eukaryota; Viridiplantae; Streptophyta; Magnoliopsida; Myrtales; Myrtaceae. Gene Ontology annotation, molecular function: protein binding.